GGUGAAAAAAGAAAAGGGAGGAAGCCGAAUGCAUUUUCAAUAAGACAUAACGAGCGUUUUACGUUAAUCGAUCGAAUUUUUACAAGAAUGUAAAGAAUAUAUGAAGUAAUCAUUCGACAGAUAUAUUUCUAUCAUUUUGUUUUUUCAUCUUCAUCAUAGUCUCCGGAUCGACGCAGCACGACGGCGCCGAAAGGGCGGGGAAAGUCGGCUUCGUCGGUGACGAGCGUAGCGUUAAUCCAUCGUCGUGGCGCUGAUGCUUGGUUGAAAUCAGUGCGAGUAAGGUGCACCGUGAAGCAGGAUCGUUCUCUUUCUUUGUCUCUCUCUCUCUCUUUAUCCACUUCUUCUUCUUGUUCAUCUCUUCGUAGAAGAGAAUACCAAGGAGUCAUGAGAAUGAAAGAAAGAAAGAGAUAAGGAAAGAGAGAGAAGGAUAAAUAAAUAAAUAGAGAGACAGCAAGUACCGAAACGAAAAAGCUCUCGGCUAGUCUCGUAGAAAAAAAGAAAAGAAAGAAUGAGACAAAAAAAGGGAAAAGGAAAAAGAUAGAAAAGAGAUAGACUAGGAAGAUGAGGGUGAAGGGUGAAUAAUAAGGAAAAAAGAGAAAAAAAGAUAGAGGGAUAGAGAGAGAAAAAGAAAAAGAGACUCGAAGGAGAAGAGAGUAGACUAAUAGUCGUAGUAGAGGCGGGAAGAAAGGUGUCGGUGUGUUGACAUCUCUAGCCUCGGAGGGUGUCUCAUGUGCGCUCGACGUAACUCCACGGCUAGCUUUGGGGCUGUUGCUGGAGAAGGAAGAGGAGGAGAAAGAGGAAGAAGUGGAGGAGGAAGCCUAGUUUCGAGCAUCGAUCUCGAACCAUCGGCGCAGCUACUGCUGCUGUUGCUGCUGCUGCUGCUGCUGCUGCUUCUGCUGCUUCUACUGCUGCUGGCGCCGCCGCCGUUGUUGCUGCUGGUAAAGGAGGAGGUACUGGUGGUUGUGGCGGUGGUGGUGGUAGUGGUGGUGGUGGUGGUACUGCUGCUAUGAGAAUGGCGCGAGUGCUAGAAGAAGACGCGAAAUCGUCGCAUCCUCCGUUCGUCGGAGGGCCGCGACAGAAGGACGACGGUGUACCGCUCGUUGAAGAAGCGGUAGAGAACGGGUCGGUGAACGUUGCGAUUCGAUAAACGAAAUUUAUCAACUUUUAGCUUUUCUCCGAAUGACAACGUAGAAGACGCCCUCUCAGCGUCUCGACGUUCAGGUUCGAGAAGGAUGCUGAACAGAGAGAGAACGUCGUCACCGAUAUCGACUACAACGAGGAUCACGAUGAGGAUCACAAGGACAAAUAAAAAGAGGAGAAUAACGAGGAAGCUGCAGGAGAGGGCUGAGCGUACUUUGGGUCUUCCCGAUGGAAUGCGAGCAGCCGAUCGAACGGCACGACUCGAAGGCGAUGUUCCGCGUUUUCCCGCGUAAUCGCGACCGCCUCGCUUGACCAACGGCGGUAAUCUCGCGGCGCGAUCAACGAAACAGUCAAAAUAUUGAAGAAAGUUUCGACGACGAUCCUUUGGCAUCUUUCUAUCUCUCUGUCUUUCUAUAUCUCUCUAUAUAUCUAUCUAUUUAUCUAUCUAUCUGCUUCUCUCAAAAGACUUUCGAACGAUCUUCGAACUCGCCGAUAUAUCUAUUUCAUUUCAAAAGACACAACGCCGACUUUAACUUUUGCCGUUCGUGUACGAUGUCCGUUCAAAGUGAACAUUAAUGUCCUUAAACGCUCCGAUGUAACGACAAAAAUCAAGACAUAGUCACAUAUUGAUAAUCCACGUAUCCUCCUAUUAAACAAAAAAUAUGGAUUGCUGCAACUACGUCGAAGCGUACACACCUAGUGCUCAUUUUUAUCAACAGCAACAACACCAUCAACAACAACAACAUCAACAGCAACAUCAUCAACAACAGCAAGCCUACUUUUACAACAACACUAGCGUUGCCCCAUACGCAAACUAUGGUACCACACCGAUCUCGAACAUGCUCGAGGCUAAUGCACGUUAUAAUGCUGUCCUUCCGGCUGCUUAUCAUCCGACAGACUACGUCUACAAUCCCAAGGAGGCCCGAAUACGAAAAGCUAUGCGCGAGCAAAGCCGAGAAUCCUCAAGACGCUCGAUCCUGCAGAGCACGGUCGGGAAUGCACAGGACUCUCUUGGAGCCUCGUCGUCAACAACGACGGCGACGACUACGACGACGACGACAACGAGGACGUCAUGUUCAUUGGCUGAUGAAUUCUUGGAUCAACAACAACAGCGGAAUCAUCUUGAUUGCAGUGCUUCGGGCUUGACCAAUUACCGAACAGAGCAAUUCAUCGGGCAAGCUCAUCAACCGCAUCAACAUGAUCAACAGCCAACGAUACAAGAGUCUUGGUGUCCAACGGUAAACGAACCACGUUCGAAAUGUGGAUACAAUGGCAGGGGACUAGAAUGGUAUACUGGUAUUAAUCUUGAGGUUGACGUUGAGCAGAGAUCACGACUCGCUAUGCAACAAUAUCAACUUCUUCAACAACAACAACAACAACAACAGCAGCAGCAGCAGCAGCAGGAACAACGACAACAACAACAACAGUUUGGUUUGGGAAAACAACCAAUAAACAUUAUCAGUUAUCAAGCAGCAGCCGCUACCGUUGCAGCUGCAGCUAAUCUCGGGAGAGAAAUUAGACGUCAACAGAUGCUUGGAAGCUACCAACUUACUGGAUUCCCUGAAGAACAAAAGUGGAGUCCUUAUCAGAACGUUGCGCAUACACAUCAUCAACAUGUAAGACCAAUCCAAUUACCCGCUCCACCACAAAUUAUUAUCCCUCAUGUUAGCAGACAGGAAACUACUACUCAAGGAGCAUGGGGUCAUUUCUGUCACAAUUUGCCAACGUAUGUCCCUGGGAUGAUCCGUAACGUUACGAUGCACGGAAUUCGGCAAGCCAUCUUCUUGCGAGAUAGUACGUCCAAUAGACAAGGUGCAGAGAAUCAAUCGCAAAUACCAUGUAUUUCACGAAAACGCGAGCUCGAUAACACGCGUGACCUGUCUUAUCCGCCACCGGAACAUCAGCAAAUACUCGCAGAAGCAUCUACAUCAGCGAUACCCAGAAGAUGUGAAAUAAUUGAAGAAAUGAGAUGGCAAGCGAAUCCGGUAACAGGUUCAAGGAUUUUCAAUGGAUUAUUAAUCCCAGCGACGAUGACGUCAAAGAGACCAAGAGAUCAGGAAAAAGACCAUGAUCAUCAUUCCUCCGAAAGCUUUGAAUCGAAGAAGCCAAAUUUGACACAACCCUUGCCCGGAUUUCAUCAAGCUUUUGGCUCGACAGAGAUUGGGAAGUUCUCGAGAUCGGAAUAUUUCGCGAACAUGAUCGGCGAUAAGAGUGCCGGCGCAGAAGAGGAUAAGAAAGAGGACGUAAGUCGGAUAGUGGCAGCGGAAGUGAAAGGCACGGUGGUACCGACGACGAUGACGACGGCGACGACAACGACAACGACAACGACGGCAACUUCAAAUUCAACGAGAAGAAACUUUGACAAAGGAAAGUUCGAAAAUGAAGUCGUCGGAGUCAUUGAUCCGACAUCGGCUUUCGAUGUUGCCAAUCAAUGUUCGAGCAACAACAUUUAUCCAACGUCGUUGUCAUCGUCAUCGUCAUCGUCAUCGACAUCGACGUCAACCGAUGUUUAUUGUGGACAGCCCAUCAUCUCGCCUUGGCACAGUCCGCACGUCGGUCCUGUAGGUAGUGAAAUUUAAGUGUAUUAUCCAAUCAAAAAACAAAAAAACAAAAAAAAAAGAGAUUGCGAACAUUUUCGCACCAUUUUAUUCGUUACGUUUUAGUGGUCUUCCCGUCGAGAAUCGAUCGAUCAUCAAAGAAAGAAAGUGAUUCGGCUUGUCCGAGAAAUGUGUGCCAAUGUAUGCUAACGAUAAUGAUGAUGAUGAUAGUGAUAACGAUGACGGUAGUAUAGUAUCGUCGUUAAUGUUUUUGGCAACACAAAUAGCAUUUUUAUCCGUGGAUAACAUGUAUAUGUGUAUGUACACGUAUAUGUACAGGAUAAAAAAUAUAACGUAAAUCGUCAUUUUUCUCCUUGAAAAAAAAAAUUUUCUCUUUUUUUUCUAUUUUAUGUAUAAUUUACAACUUUACGAAACGAUCACAAUUUACCUAUUCUUUUCUUUUUAUAUUUUAUUAAAUAUUUCAAAAUAUGUAAAUAUGGUCGUGUUAUAUAAUUCAGUCUGUACAUUCGAUUAUCGAUGAUACAGUCAAAGAGACUACAGGAAGAUAUAUAUAUAUAUAUAUAUAUAUAAACACACAUACACAUAAAUAUAUUUAUAAUUCUUUCGUUAGGAAAGAAAUGGAGUUGUUCUCUUUGGUGAUCGAUCGACGAAAGACUUAUCGUCUUGAAAGUUCUAACGGUCUCUUACUCUCUCUUUCUUUUUCUUUCUUUCUCUCGUAAAUGUGACUUAGAUACUGAGUACCUUAUCGAGAAACUAAAAUUAAUAUCAAAGAUCGUAUGUCGAGCUAUAAUCAAAAUAGAUACAUAUAUAUAAUAUAUACAUAUUAUAUAUAUACAUAUUAUAUCGAAGUUGAUUUAUCAUCAAUCUGUAAGAGAAAAAUAGAACAAAGGGGAAGGAAGAAAAAAGAGAGAAGAAAAGAAAACGACCGACGAACGUAUGUUAUCAAGUAGGAUUAUUAAUUAAGCGAGAGCACGUAUCAACGCGCAAAUAAAAGAAAAUAAAUAAAUAAAUAAAUAAAAAGAAGAAAAUUAAAAGGAAAAGAAAAAAGAACGAUUAAGAUAAUCAAUUUUACGCGCUGACGUUGCGAACAUGAGAAGGAGAGAAGCCGACAGAAAAGCGUCUUUCUAUUUCUGACAAAUAUUUCUCUAAAGGAAUGCACAAUUAAUCGCGACCAGUAUUCGCUUACGGAGUCGUUAAAAAAAAAAACGAUAAAUAAUAAAAGAAAGAAUUUUUUCUUCCUACUAGAAGAAUGAUCUUAACAAAAAGAAAUAAUCUUCUAUCUCUCUUUCAUCUGUAAUAUGUCUUCUCCAUAGUAAUAUAUACAACAUAUGCAACAUAAAGUAUCAUAUUCAAUUUUUAACGUUAUCUUUUAUUCGAAAUAUUGUCGACACCUUUAUUUAUAUAUUCAGUUAUGUUCAUGUUAAUUUAAAUUGACAAACGAAUGAGAUAAUAUUUUUUAUGUCUUGAUUUUGUCUUGUAACGGAAAUCAGUUAUUAUAACAUAUAAUAGACACAUAAAGCAUUAAAAUUUUCACCGGAAAGAGAAAAAAAGUAAAAUAUAAAACUUAUACGUUUAUAAACAACGUUAAAAUCGUAGAAGUGUCGAUUUAAGUUCCAUUUAUUUUAUUUUCAGAAUUUGAGAUACAAUGUUAAAAAAUUGAAGUUAUAAAUUGAACGUGACAAUUUACGUUGUAAUAUACGUAAUAUUAAUCGUAAAUCGUUCAUCACUAUUUCCGUAAGCGAAGUGUGAACAUGUAUCGGUGCAAGUUUCACUUGUAUCAAUUGAUCGAUCGAUCCAUCGAUCAAUCGAUCAAUUAUAUAAAUUUGGGAUAAAUUCGUGUCGGGCAUACCCUGUACCUACAAUGGGACCAAAUUAACGAAUAUUAAAGAAAAAAAAAGAAAAAAAAAGAAAGAAUCAAUGAACAACGUUUAUUUUGCGUUCACCGUCGCGCUUGCGUCCUACGUAUUGUCGCACGAAGCGUUCUCUCAUUCUGUUCGCACGAUCGCUCGAAGAUUCGAUUCCAUUGGCCAAGUUUUGACGACAAAUCCUCGUUAUGAUAUUCGGAUUUACCAAAAUAAUCCACGAGAAAGAUCUAUCACUAUCGAUUCACCGAAACAAAUACAAAGAAGACUUUUACUUAUUCCUCUUAAUUAAUUAUACAUAAUCAUCAUAAGUAGCGACAUGAUCGAUUCGAUAGAGAACAUAUUUAUCGAUAGAUUAAUCUGAUAAAUUUUUACAUACGAGAACAUACGUCUUAACUUAUUACCGUUGUUGUUGUUGUUGUUGUUGUUGUUGUUAUUAUUAUUAUUAUUAUUAUUAUUAUUAUUAUUAUUAUUAUUAUUAUUAUUAUUAUUAUUAUUACUUUUUCUUAUUUUUAUUUUUAUUUUUAUGAAAUACAAUGACGUGUAAAAAAAUAGAAUGAAAGAUAUCGCAGCAGCUGUGUUCAGAUUCAUGCGUAGUACAACUUAAGAACGUUCUUCCUUCGAUGUAAGAAUUCUUCCAGUAAAAGAUAUAUGAAUUAUAAAAAAAGAAAACAAGAUAUAUAUGUAUGUAUAACGAACAAAGAAGAUAACAUCGUGACAAAUUUAUUAUAUACAAUUUUAUAAAUAUUUCCUCCUUUUUUGUUUUUUUUUCUUUUUUUCUUAUUUAUUUAUUUUCUUUUUUUUUUUUUUUGAAAGACGGGAAAAAAUGACGAUAAAGAAAAUCAUUCGAAUCAGGAGAUGUAAUACAUAUCGAAAGGAAGAAAGGAAAGUCGCGUUUGCCAAGCUCAAAAUAGUCGCGUAAUUUUCAUAUUUAUUUGUUUGUUAAGUAUGUUGUGUAAUUUAAAAAAGCUAUAUCGAAACAACGAAUGACGGUUAAAACCAUAGGGAUAUAACGUUUUGGAGGUAAAAAAUUUUGCAUUAUUGAUCAUUUAUUAUUCGUGUAACGUUCGAUUUCGAACGGAGCACAGUUUUGAUAUAAUCAUCUCUACAAAGUAUUUUCAUUAUUAAUAUAAUGUUUAGUACAAAAUUUAGAAUUUCUGACGGCAAAAUAUUACAUAGGAGUAUGUAUUAACACUAAAAUACACAUAUAUACAUAAAUACCGAGAAAGACACACGUGUACACAGAAAUGAUAACACAAUUAGUAAAGCAUUGGUGAACCAUGUAUUGUAUAGAUAUAUGAGUUUAUUUUUUCUUUUUCUUUUUUUUUAAACAAAAUUAAAAAAAAAAGAAAAAAGACGAUGUAACAUCAACUUGUCAUAGCACGAACGAUACUCGCGAAAAAUCCUAAGUUCGAAAGGUCAACAAUAUGUAUGUAUAUGUAAGUAUGUAUAUGUGCACACAGCGAAGGAAAAACAUUUGAAAAUAGAUGACAAAAAGAUUCAAUAAUUUUAACAAAAUAAAUAAACGAACAAAAUUUAUGGCGAUCCAAUGUACAGUGAAUGAACGAACGAACGAACGAAUACGCGCGUGUCCGUGCGACAGUAAAGAGAACGAAAUAUUA
Vespa crabro (European hornet) is the source of this 7182-nucleotide messenger RNA. Its product is annotated as bromodomain-containing protein DDB_G0280777-like. NCBI's taxonomy places the organism in Eukaryota, Metazoa, Arthropoda, Insecta, Hymenoptera, Vespidae. Bases 1803 to 3719 code for a protein of 638 amino acids. The transcript is spliced from 6 exons. The record is from RefSeq and is a predicted model, not a curated record.